UCUCCUGAGACUGCUACCUUGGACCCGUGCUUUCUCCUUUCCUCCCCCUUCCUAAAGGAGUACCCAUCCCUUCGCCCCACGCCUGGGAGUAGCCUGGGGACUAUAAAGUGAAAAUGGCGCAACAAGAACCAGCAGAUUCUUCUCAAAAUACCAAGCAGUCCAUUAUUUCAGAGGAGUUAAUUUCAGAAGGAAAAUGGGUCAAGCUUGCAAAAACAACUUACAGAGAUCCUACUGGUAAAACAAGAACUUGGGAAACUGUGAAGCGGACAACGAGGAAAGGCCAGUCGGCUGAUGGUGUGGCGGUCAUCCCCUUGCUGCAAAGAACCCUUCACUAUGAAUGCAUCAUUCUGGUGAAGCAGUUCCGACCCCCGAUGCGGGGCUACUGCCUAGAAUUCCCCGCCGGUCUCAUCGAUGAGAACGAAAGCCCGGAAGCAGCUGCUCUUCGGGAGCUCGAGGAAGAAACUGGCUACAAGGGCGACGUUGCUGAAUGUUCCCCAGCUGUCUGUAUGGAUCCAGGCUUGUCAAACUGUACCACACAUAUCGUAACCGUAACUAUCAAUGGAGACGAUGCUGAAAACGUAAGGCCUAAGCCAAAGCCAGGAGAUGGAGAAUUUGUGGAAGUGAUUUCCUUACCAAAGAAUGACCUGCUGAAGAGACUUGAUGAUCUGGUAGCUGAUGAACAUCUGACAGUGGACGCCAGAGUCUAUUCCUACGCUCUGGCUCUGAAACAUGCAAACACGAAGCCGUUUGAAGUGCCCUUCCUGAAGUUUUAAGGCCAAAGGACAGUCGCCGUGUUUCUGUAACCAGGACACAGGCCUCCAACAUUAAGACUUUGUAUUCAGCUUAGCUGCAAUGGAAAUUUGAAAUUAGUUUUUUCAUAAAAUAAAA
Molecule: messenger RNA, 888 nt
Organism: Balaenoptera musculus (blue whale)
Lineage: Eukaryota; Metazoa; Chordata; Mammalia; Artiodactyla; Balaenopteridae
Product: ADP-sugar pyrophosphatase-like
Exons: 1
Coding region: 114-773 (219 amino acids)
Biological process (GO): ribose phosphate metabolic process; nucleoside phosphate metabolic process
Cellular component (GO): nucleus
Molecular function (GO): ADP-ribose diphosphatase activity
Source: RefSeq, a predicted model, not a curated record